This is a messenger RNA of Nannospalax galili (Upper Galilee mountains blind mole rat), 1867 nucleotides long. It is a transcript of the gene Cct7, whose product is annotated as chaperonin containing TCP1 subunit 7. Lineage: Eukaryota; Metazoa; Chordata; Mammalia; Rodentia; Spalacidae. Gene Ontology annotation, biological process: protein folding. Bases 143 to 1768 code for a protein of 541 amino acids. Gene Ontology annotation, cellular component: chaperonin-containing T-complex. The transcript is spliced from 12 exons. Gene Ontology annotation, molecular function: ATP binding; ATP-dependent protein folding chaperone; ATP hydrolysis activity. The record is from RefSeq and is a predicted model, not a curated record.
UGGCGGAAGUGGCCCAUCCCCUUCCUCUCAUACCAACGUCUCGGGGAAGCUUCUGGGGCUCUGGCGCGGGGCAUUGUGGGCUUAGUGGGCGGCCGGGAGGUGGAGAGCAGACGGGUAGAGGGCUGCUGAGGCUGCUUUCAAGAUGAUGCCCACACCAGUUAUCCUAUUGAAAGAGGGUACUGAUAGCUCCCAAGGCAUCCCUCAGCUUGUGAGUAACAUCAGUGCCUGCCAGGUGAUUGCUGAGGCUGUGAGAACCACCCUGGGUCCCCGUGGUAUGGACAAGCUUAUUGUGGAUGGUCGAGGCAAAGCAACAAUUUCUAAUGAUGGGGCCACAAUCCUCAAACUUCUUGAUGUCGUCCAUCCUGCAGCAAAGACGUUAGUGGACAUUGCCAAAUCCCAAGAUGCUGAGGUUGGUGAUGGCACCACAUCAGUAACCCUGCUGGCUGCUGAGUUUUUGAAACAGGUGAAACCAUAUGUGGAGGAAGGAUUGCACCCCCAGAUCAUCAUCCGAGCUUUCCGCACAGCCACCCAGCUGGCUGUUAACAAGAUCAAAGAGAUUGCUGUGACUGUGAAGAAGCAAGAUAAAGUGGAACAGAGGAAGUUGUUGGAGAAAUGUGCCAUGACGGCCCUGAGCUCCAAGCUGAUCUCCCAGCAGAAGGCCUUCUUCGCCAAGAUGGUGGUUGAUGCUGUGAUGAUGCUUGAUGAAUUGCUGCAGCUUAAAAUGAUUGGGAUCAAGAAGGUACAGGGCGGAGCCCUAGAGGAGUCUCAGCUGGUGGCUGGUGUUGCGUUCAAGAAGACUUUCUCUUAUGCUGGGUUUGAAAUGCAGCCCAAGAAGUAUAAAAACCCCAAGAUCGCCCUCUUAAAUGUUGAACUCGAACUGAAAGCGGAGAAAGAUAAUGCUGAAAUCAGAGUCCACACAGUGGAGGAUUAUCAGGCAAUUGUUGAUGCUGAGUGGAACAUUCUCUAUGACAAGUUAGAGAAGAUCUACCAGUCUGGAGCCAAAGUCAUCUUGUCCAAACUCCCCAUUGGGGAUGUGGCUACUCAGUAUUUUGCUGAUAGGGACAUGUUCUGUGCUGGCCGUGUGCCUGAGGAGGAUCUGAAGAGGACGAUGAUGGCCUGCGGAGGCUCAAUCCAGACCAGUGUGAAUGCUCUGAUUCCAGAAGUGCUGGGCAGCUGCCAGGUGUUUGAAGAGACCCAGAUUGGCAGUGAGAGGUAUAAUUUCUUCACUGGCUGCCCUAAGGCCAAGACGUGUACCAUCAUCCUUCGUGGAGGUGCUGAGCAGUUUAUGGAGGAAACAGAGCGGUCCCUGCACGAUGCUAUCAUGAUAGUCAGGAGGGCCAUCAAGAAUGACUCUGUUGUGGCUGGUGGUGGGGCCAUUGAGAUGGAGCUCUCCAAGUACCUACGGGAUUACUCAAGGACCAUUCCAGGGAAACAGCAACUGUUGAUUGGAGCAUAUGCCAAGGCCCUGGAGAUUAUCCCACGUCAGCUGUGUGACAACGCUGGUUUUGAUGCCACAAAUAUCCUCAACAAGCUCCGGGCUCGGCAUGCACAGGGGGGCAUGUGGUAUGGGGUGGACAUCAACAACGAGGACAUUGCUGACAACUUCCAGGCCUUUGUGUGGGAGCCAGCCAUGGUACGGAUCAAUGCCCUGACAGCAGCCUCUGAGGCUGCAUGCCUUAUUGUGUCUGUUGAUGAGACCAUUAAGAACCCCCGCUCCACUGUGGAUGCUCCCCCAGCAGCGGGCCGUGGCCGCGGCCGGCUCCAUUGAGAGAUCUGCAAUGCAUCACACCUCCCCAGCAUGGUGAGGAAAUGGUUGUAAUUGGUCUGUGUUCUCACUGGAGGCCAUAAAUAAAACUUAAAGAGCUCA